Messenger RNA from Phacochoerus africanus (Common warthog), 2136 nucleotides. RefSeq names its product sulfatase modifying factor 1 (gene SUMF1). The transcript has 9 exons. Gene Ontology annotation, cellular component: endoplasmic reticulum. The record is from RefSeq and is a predicted model, not a curated record. Lineage: Eukaryota; Metazoa; Chordata; Mammalia; Artiodactyla; Suidae. Bases 21 to 1145 code for a protein of 374 amino acids.
CACAUGGCUCGCGGGACAACAUGGCUGCGCCCGCGCUAGGGCCAGCUCAAGGAAGCUUCGCUGGACUCGGUCUCGUCCUUUUGCUGCCGCUGCUCUUGCUGCUGGGCGGAGUGGCAGGAGGCGAAGAAGCCGAGGCUGGGGCUGGUGCGGCGUCCCUCGCGGGCUCGUGCGGUUGUGGCGCUCCCCAGCGGCACGGGGCCUAUGGCAGCUCAGCGGCCGCGCAGCAGUACUCGCGGGAGGCGAACGCCCCGGGCCCGGUCCCUAGAGAGCGGCAGUUCCCGCUCACGAAGAUGGUCCCCAUCCCUGCCGGAGUCUUUACAAUGGGCACAGAUGAUCCUCAGAUAAAGCAGGAUGGGGAAGCACCUGCGAGGAGAGUUGCUAUUGAUGCCUUUUACAUGGAUGCCUAUGAAGUCAGUAAUGCUGAAUUUGAGAAGUUUGUGAACUCAACUGGCUAUUUGACAGAGGCUGAGAAGUUUGGUGACUCCUUUGUCUUUGAAGGCAUAUUGAGUGACCAAGUGAAGUCUGAUAUCCAACAGGCAGUUGCAGCUGCUCCCUGGUGGUUACCUGUUAAAGGUGCUAACUGGAGACACCCAGAAGGGCCAGACUCUACUGUUGUACACAGGCCAGAUCACCCAGUUCUCCACGUCUCCUGGAACGAUGCCAUGGCGUACUGCACUUGGGCAGGGAAGCGGUUGCCCACGGAAGCUGAGUGGGAAUACAGCUGUCGAGGAGGCCUGCAAAAUAGACUUUUCCCCUGGGGCAACAAACUGCAGCCAAAAGGGCAACAUUAUGCCAACAUUUGGCAGGGCGAGUUUCCUGUGACCAACACCGGAGAGGACGGCUUCCAAGGAACUGCGCCUGUUGACGCCUUUCCUCCCAAUGGUUAUGGCCUUUACAAUAUAGUAGGGAACGCCUGGGAAUGGACCUCAGACUGGUGGACCAUUCACCAUGCUGCUGAAGAAACAAUUAACCCAAAAGGCCCCCCUUCUGGGAAAGACCGGGUGAAGAAAGGGGGAUCCUAUAUGUGCCAUAAGUCCUACUGCUACAGGUACCGCUGUGCUGCUCGAAGCCAGAACACGCCGGACAGCUCGGCUUCGAAUCUGGGGUUCCGCUGUGCAGCUGACCACCAGCCCACCACAGGCUGAGUCAGGAGGAGUUUCCCAAAUCCGAGAAGUCGUGUCUAAUGUGCAUGCGGCUUCCUUCAGAACGCUGACCCACCUCGUGGAAGAAUUUCCACAUCAGGUGGGCUACGUACCUGCCCGAUGGCCAAAGGAACUGUGUUGUGAGACCAAAUUGCUGCUGACCUGCAUCAGCAUGUGCGCUUUAUUGUGUGAUGUAUUUCUGGAGCUCAUUGCCAUGUUUUAUUUUUGAGAGUCUUUUAAAGAGGGAGGAGGUGGAGGGCACCCUGAGCUAGGUUUCAGUAGGCCUGUGUUCUACCAGGCUCUGCCCAGGGGAUUAGACCCCAGGGUCCCACACUUGACCUUCCUGGGCCUCAGUGACCUCAUGGGUCCAGUGACAGGGUGCACAACAUGGUCUCUGAGGCUCUCUCCCCACUCACAAAUUCUCUGAGUAUAUCAGAUUCUAUUGUGAUUUCAUAGUGAGAAUUUAUGACAGAUUAUUUUUUAGCAAUUUUUUUCAUGUGUGAAACUUGGGUGAUACUAAUCAUGUAAAUAAUUGUUCUCAUGUUAUUUUCAGAAAAGGAUGAGGGUGGUGGUAGUGAUUCUUUAUAUUCAUACUGCACUUUGUUUUGUCAAGGAAAUCAGUGUCUUUUACAUGGUUAUGACACAUCCCACUUGGGCCAGCAAUGUGCUCUCAAGUUCAGCAAUCUGAACUCGCAGGAAUGUCUGUGGGGUGACUCUACUGUGCUUUAUUUUUAAAAAUUAAGUGCCUUUGGUUCAGGGGGCAGUUAUAAGCCCUAUUUCCCCCACUCCCCAAAGCCUUUGGUGAAUGUGAAAUCUGUGCCACAUGGAGAAACUUGUUUAAUUCUAGAUGUAGGAAAAAAGGAACAAGAACCUUGAAUUGACUAUAUUCAGGGUAUCCAGUAUUUUGUAAUAGAGAAGUAGGAAAUCUUGUUGGCUGUGGAAUAUCAGAUGCUUUGGAUCAUGCACUAUGUCGAAUAAACUGGUAUCUGCUAAA